This is a messenger RNA of Closterium sp. NIES-65, 1290 nucleotides long. The record is from the annotation of a GenBank genome assembly. Lineage: Eukaryota; Viridiplantae; Streptophyta; Zygnematophyceae; Desmidiales; Closteriaceae.
AUGCGCUUCCUGCUAAUCACCCGGCUCCCUGACUCUCUCCGCAUAGUCAGGGACCACUUCCUCUCAGUUUGCCCCACCACUCUCACCGUUGACCUCCUCGAGAAAGCCCUCCUAGCGAUAAAGAAGAGCAUAGUCGCUGUAGGAGCCUCUCGUCGUGACCCUCGUACCCCCGUCUUUGAGGGGUGUUCUCCCUCCCCCCUCUUGCCCUCUGUUGCCUCUUCUGCUGCGGCCGACCUCGUUGGUUUCAAGUCGGUCGGCGCUGCGUCUGCCCCGAGCGGGAAGCGCCGCACCGGCAGGGGCAAGGGGGGCAAGGGCACUGGAGGGGCUGGAGGGGGCGGUGGAGGUGGUGGUGGAGGCAGUGGAGGGAGUGGGGGUAAUGGUGGGAGUGGUGCCACGGGUGGCGGCGGUGGCGGCAGCAAAGGAGGAGGCGGAGGCUGUGAAGGUGGCGGAGGGAGCGUAGGUGGCGGAGGUGGCGGAGAAGGCGGAGGUGGAGGAGGCGGCGGAGGCGGCGGUGGCGGUGGUGGCGCGGGUCGCGACUCUGCGCAGAGGAGUGGCGCCAGUGGUGGUCAGCGCCAGCAGCAGCGGAGUGGUGCCGGGGUUGCUAUCUUUGAUGCUAUCCUUGCUGCCAUGUAUGCUGUUGAUACUAGUGUUGAGGGUGCCUAUUACCUGUGUGUACCGCCUGACCCGGGCAUUGAGGCCGCUGCUCUAGGUACUGGUGAGGCUGCUGCUCUAGGUGCUAGUGCGUCUGCUGCCCCAGGUGCCAGUGCGUCUGCUGCCCCAGGUGCCAGUGCGUCUGCCGCCCCAGGUGCUGGUGAGUCUGCUCUCUCAGGUACUACGUUGGCUCAGGUCUUCCACACCUUCACCCUGGACUCGGGUGCGUCCCGCUCCUUCUUUCGAGACUGCACCACUCUUACGCCGCUCAGUUGGCCGGUUGCAGUCUCCCCGGUAGACCCCUCUGGGGGUCCUGUCUUUGCUAGCUUCUCCACUGUCCUACCGUGCCCAGCAGCCCCCUCUGGCACCCUGUCUGGUCUCUACCUCCCCUUGUUCUCUAUGAACUUGGUGAGUGGAGCGGACCUACAGAAUAGGGGGGUUGACCAGUUCACUCUUGCGAGUCAGCAAGUGACCCACUGCACGUGUGCUCGGACAGGCCGACACUUGGCCACAUUCACCCGUCGGCCAGGGUCGAGCCUGAACACCCUUUCUACCAAGUCUCCUCCUGCUGCUGAGUCUGCCCAGGUAGCUGCGUCGAGUCAGGUGUUUGCUGCGGCGUCCAGGUGUGUCCCAGGUUGA